Molecule: messenger RNA, 2253 nt
Organism: Microplitis demolitor
Lineage: Eukaryota; Metazoa; Arthropoda; Insecta; Hymenoptera; Braconidae
Exons: 5
Coding region: 1605-2180 (191 amino acids)
Source: RefSeq, a predicted model, not a curated record
GAGUGUAUUAGUGUUAAAAUCGGAUGAUUUUUAGUGACGUCAAAAGUAAUAAGAAACGCCCAUUUUUUUUUCACGUGUCGUAUAUUUAAUUGCAAGUUUUAAAUCCUUCUAUGUCAGUAGACUAAAUCGGCUAUUGGAGUAGAAAUAAUAAAUAAUAGUCUACUCAAAAAAUAUUUUUGAAAAGUUACAAUCAAGUGAAAAUAUGAAUUCCGGUGUAAUAUUUUUCUGUUUUUUUGCCAUUGGCUAUUUAGCCUUACAAAGUUUGGCUGCGCCAUUAGCGGAUCAUGAUGAAGACGAUGUUUCAGAAUUCGUGUUAAUUUAUGGUGAUCUAAGUGGUUUUUUAAAAAAAAGAAUCAUUUUGCCUGAAAAUUUUAUUAAUUCGAGUUGGGUAUCAGAAUUUGAUGAUAAAAACAUCACCUACAGAGAAUCUAGAGUCAACAAACUCAUUAAGCUCAUCGAUGAUUUGGUAGUCGGCUCACUUUACGCAGCAGCAAAAAUGAUUCACCCAAAAAUAUCAACUCAAUAAUUAUUUCAAAAUUAAUUUCUAUACUAAUUAACUUGUAAAUUUAUUCAAAUAUUUGAAUAAAUUAUUUUGCUUAUUUAUAAACUUAGAGUUUUACUUUAUAAUCUCAUGUAUGAUUUCCAGUAAGAAGAAAACAGAGUUCGGUAAUUAAAACAGAAUAAAUUUCUCUGGACUUUUUACCCUGUAAGGAAUUGGAAGUGAAUACGGAUUUUAUUUCAAUCUGCACUCACACCAAUCCGGAAUUUUAAUUUUUAAAUAAAAUCUCUUCUAAGGCGAAUUUUAGUUUGAGGGGAUUCAAAAAAUAAAUAAGAAAUUUACUCGAAAUUCACUUUUAAUUGAAUUCGCGUUCACUCCAAAACUUUUUUACAGUGUACACAGUUUUCAAAAUUACCUUUUUUUUUGUUUUCUCCUAAAUUUGUCUCAAAAAUUAACAGGAAUUUUUAAAAACAAGCCUGGCUAAAUUUCCUAAAAUUAAACUUGAAUAUUUUAGCUUUCAUAACUUUCUUUUUUUUUUACUUUUGAAUGUCAGCGACGAGAGCAGGUAUAAUAAUUACAUAAUUAUCUUAUGUAAAUUUUUGAAGCACACAAUCGAAUGAUGAAUGAUAAAAAUUAGCUUACGUUUUAUAAAAUAGAUCGAAGAGAUUACAAAAUAGUGUUGUCUUUGAAAAUGAAAGUAAACUCCCAUCGGCGUCCUCACUCCUCACGUGAUGAUCCUUUGCUUGUUCUCUCAUGUAUUAUAUCGUACGUUUGUGACCCAGGUAGAGGUGGGAUACGAGUCUAUAUCCUCCUAGAAGGUAUAUUUACAAGUCUACUUAUGGAUCACAUUCUCCAGUGAAUCUAAACUGGAUCAGUGGCCAGCUCUUGUCGCUGACAGUUUUUUUAAAUUCAGUGGCUCAAGCUUAAACUAAAUAUUUGUUUUUUUAUUUAAAUUAAUUAUAUAUUCACUAAUUACAUUAUAAUUAUUUUUUAAGUAUAUCUACUUGAAUAACAACACUUGAGAUCAAGAUAAUUACGUGGGGUAGAAACACGAGUGUCAAACAUCAGCAAUUAUCUUACUUGUAAUCAUCUUAAUUAUCACAUCAUGCUGAUGUUUAAAAUUAUUGGACUACUGAUGCUCAUCACGGCAUCUACAGCAGCUCCUUUAGCGAGUGUUCACGUUAAAUUUAUUUCACCUCCUCAUAUUUACGAGCAUCAACUUACUACUGAUGGACAGAAUACGAUUACACAGAAAUCAUUUCUCUCAAUAGGACAACGUUCUGCUGAUUUUGGUAACAAGUUAUCAUCAAGAUUUUUAAAAUCACCUCGUGCUUUGACGGCUUCGUCAUUCGGAGCGAGAAAUCCUGAAGCUUUAUGGCCAAAUGGAGUUUUUGUUGCACCUGUUGAUGUCAAUGAUUUAGGAUUUAGUUCUCAGGAGUCAUCCCAUCUGACACCUGACUUUACAAAUGGUCUAGCAUAUCCAGAUCCAUUAUUAUUGACUGACGAAGCUGCAGUGUCAGCAAUAAGACAUCUUUAUGGUCGGACAGGAUUAUUUUUCCAUGAAAUACCACAUCUGAGAUCAUUAUUAAGACUACAGCAAGAAAGACGAUUAAAUGGCCUUGAUGAUAACGUAUUGGGGAGCCUCAGGCCUGGAUCACCUUUCUACAAUAGUAGAGCUUAAGAAAGUACUGAUGAUCUAGCUAGACCGAUUGAAUUAUUCAUAAAGUACUAAACUCAUAACUUAUAAUAAAUAA